AUGAACUUUGACGCGCGGGAGCGAACAAAGGCGAAGGCGAGCGCGGCGUCGAAAGAUGCGCUCGUCGCCGCGUCGCGCGACGCCCGGGAGCGACGAGCGCGCGAGAGAAUGUUAAGCGAUGCGGCGGUGACGUGCCAGCGUCGACGGCGAGCGAGUCGAGCGAGACGGGACGCGGAGAGGGCGAUGCGGGAGACCCUGGACGCGUCGGCGACGAGCGGGACGGUGACGACGGAUGCAAUCCAGGCGCUCGUUCGAGCGAAAGUAUCCGGGUGCGGUUUAGAGAGGGCGUUUAAAGUGAUCGCGCUCGCUUUGAGGGAUAAGGAGACGAUCGCGCGGAUGUGUGAUUUGGCGACGAGAAGAGCGCUUUGCGUGGAAGCGCUCGCGACGUGCUCGAACGCAGAGGCUCGAGAGCGAGUGCCGGCGCUGGUCGCGUGCGGCGCCCGAUUGGCGAGCGGAUUGUGCGAGAGGGACGAGAGAUUGGCGUCGAGUCUGGGAAAUCGCGCGUGUGAAGCACUCGCGGCGGCGCUAGGUGACGAGCGGUUUGGUGGCGAGCACAGAAUGGACGUCGCGCGGCAGCUCGCGUCGCUUGCGCUGAUGCCUCUCGAUAGCGAUCCUCGAUCGAAUCGCUCGCACAUCCGCACAUUAAUUCGUGUACCACGAUUGCGUAAAAACCUUCCGGGCGAGGCAGUACGAAAAUUCGAUGAACCGAGGACGAUGCGGUUGAUGUUGGAGGCUUGCUCGGAUGGUUUUAAUCGAGACGCCGACGUUGCGAUUGAAAACGUGAUGGAGGCAUUGUGCGACGGCGAUGCGAGUGGGAAGGGUGAGAAUGUGCGAUUAUUUGCGACGGAGAACGAUGAAAACGCGUUCUUGGCCCUGCGUGCGCUCACCGGUUUAUCCGCAAGCGCGCGGACGCAGAUGCCUGAUUGGUUUGACAAACUUGCAAAAGCUCCGGGUUGGCGCACGAUCACUGUCAGUGCAUUGGUGGAGACGUGGUUUUUGACUGCAUUAAUCAGUGAUAAGGACGGAAAGCGAGUAAGCUCGCCCGAGAAAGCGGCAGCGGCGACCAGUCUGUAUGCGGAACUGUCGCGCGCGAGUGCGGAAGGCGUGUACGCGCCGUGCGCGUUCUCGUCCGGAUAUCUGCAUUCUUUAUGGAGAUAUCUAGCUCGAAAGCUAUCGCUUUCCAGUGAGGUGAUGAGUUCCGAUCACAGUGCGUGGGUCGCGAAGACGUUUGAGCGCGAUGGCGUCUUGGACCUUGCUCUUGACGAACAAGAGCGAUUCGCGUUCUUUUGCUCUGCGUACACAUAUCGCCUAAUUGUCCUCCGGGACAAGCAAUUCUUCGAUGAACAAAAGCCAUUUUCGCUCAGCGAACAACGGGCAAUUGCGGUCUCGGUGAACACUCUAUGCGUGCGCUCGCACUUGUCGCCAAAGUCGCAUGAAAUCACCAUUGAGAUGCGAAGGACGCUAAGUGCUGCGAGUAAAUUACUGCACGCGCUCACCACGCGUGAUGCGCGACGUAGUUUUGCGCCGCAAGGGAUGUGGCUCGCUCCAAAUACGAUAAAGCUUCAGCCUACGGUGGCCGCUUCGACAUUUCAGUCAUACAUCGAGAAUCGAUCAAACUUUACACAAAUUACAGGUUUGCUCGAUGAUUGUCCACACGCCAUCGCGUUCGACGAUCGGGUGCACAUAUUUCGUGAGCUCAUCAAGGCGGAUAGAAACAAAGCUGGAUUUAGACCUCAGGCAGGUGGCGUCGAUGCCGAGCACAGGGACUCUUUCGUGCGCCCGGUGGCGCAGAUGACGCUGAGACGUGAGACGGUGCUCGAAGAUAGUCUGUCGACAAUUUUGUCCCUCGGCUCCAAGUCACGCGGCCGGAUUUUGGUUAAAUUUGUCAACGCUGCGGGACAAGAAGAGGCUGGCAUCGACGCCGGAGGACUUUUCAAAGAGCUGUUAAGCUUGGUCACCGAGCGAGGGCUCGAUCCCAAUCGUGGGCUGUUUACGACAAAUUCAUACGGCCAAGUCUAUGUGUCUCCAAGAGCUGGAGACACGCAUGAAGGUUUGUUGCUGCUGGAAAUGAUUGGAAUCAUGAUUGGAAAGGGUAUUUACGAGGGCAUACUCCAAGAUAUUAAUAUGGCUCCGUUCUUCGCGGCGCACAUUUUGGGGACACCUCGAACGAUUGACGACAUUCCAAGCCUCGACGAGGAGCUCGCACACUCCCUCGUGCAAAUUCUGGAGUACUCGGGCGAUGUUGCAGAUCUGUGUCUCGAUUUUACGUGUAGCGAGGAGGUGUACGGACAACUCGUGACGAGAGAGCUCGUGCAAGGUGGGCGCGAAAUCGACGUCACGUCCGCAAACAAACUUUUGUACAUCCACUUACUCGCAGAUUAUCAUCUCAACCGGCGAAUAGCGACGCCGAUGAAUGCCUUCAUACGCGGGCUGAGGACUAUAAUCAAUCCUCGAUGGAUCGGAUUAUUCAACGCUAAAGAGCUGAGCCUGCUCCUGAGUGGCGGCGAAUCCGCUAUAGAUGUGGACGACUGGGAGCGACACACGCGGUAUUCUGGCGGAUACUCCGCGAGGAGCACCGCGGUGCGAAACUUCUGGCGAAUUGUGCGCACGUUCUCCCCGGAUCUGCGACAAGAUGUGCUGAAGUUUGUCACCUCUUCUCCGAGACCACCGCUCCAGGGAUUCAAGCAUCUCAAUCCCCCGUUCGUGAUCCACAAGGUGCCGUGCGAGGCAAGCGUCUUUGCAAUGUUUGGCGGCGCAGACGUCGGUCGACUUCCCAGCGCCAGCACCUGCUUCAACAUGCUCAAGCUCCCAAACUAUCGCAGACGGUCGACGCUCGAAAAAUGCCUCGAGUACGCCGCCCGCUCGCGCGCCGGCUUUGAGCUCAGUUAG
Ostreococcus tauri is the source of this 2889-nucleotide messenger RNA. Its product is annotated as HECT. NCBI's taxonomy places the organism in Eukaryota, Viridiplantae, Chlorophyta, Mamiellophyceae, Mamiellales, Bathycoccaceae. The coding region runs from base 1 to 2889 and encodes 962 amino acids. The transcript has a single exon. The record is from RefSeq and is a predicted model, not a curated record. Gene Ontology annotation, molecular function: ubiquitin protein ligase activity. Gene Ontology annotation, biological process: protein polyubiquitination; ubiquitin-dependent protein catabolic process.